AUGUCAGAAAUCAAUAUUCAUCGUGUUUUUAAUUUUUUUCAGAAUAAUGAAGAAAAUACUAAAACAACAUGUAAUUUUUGUUUUAAAGAAUAUGAUAUUCCACUUAAUAUAUCUACAGCUAAAAGUCAUAUUUCUUCAAAACAUCCUGAAGAAUGGAAAAAUGUAAGACUUUUGACAAGAAAAAGAAAAUCUAUUCAGAAAAAUAUAAAUUUAAAUCAAGAGAAUGAUAAUAAUAAUAAAUUUGAAACACAAAGUAAUACGAGUUCAAAUUCUUUUAAAUCUGUAAAAUAUAUUGGUAAAGAUGUUGAAAUAUCUUUACCAAAAGAAAUGACUAUUGAACAUAAUAUAGAAUAG
Molecule: messenger RNA, 354 nt
Organism: Scutellospora calospora
Lineage: Eukaryota; Fungi; Glomeromycota; Glomeromycetes; Diversisporales; Gigasporaceae
Source: the annotation of a GenBank genome assembly